Molecule: messenger RNA, 429 nt
Organism: Mesorhabditis belari
Lineage: Eukaryota; Metazoa; Nematoda; Chromadorea; Rhabditida; Rhabditidae
Source: the annotation of a GenBank genome assembly
AUGGCCAUUGGCAAGCUAAAAAAUUUUAUUCGUUUGCCGUUAAUUCGAAUUAUCAACGAGGAGCUCACCGUUCAAUUUGUGUCCGGCUCAUUCCUCGAAAAAUACGACCCAACUAUUGAAGAUUUCUACCGAAAAGAAAUCGAGGUUGAUGGCCAACCAUGCGUUCUUGAAAUCUUGGAUACAGCCGGUACGGAGCAAUUCGCGUCGAUGAGAGAUUUAUACAUUAAAAAUGGACAAGGUUUUGUCGUCGUCUACUCAAUAACAAGUCAACAAACGUUUCACGAUAUCAAAACGAUGAGGGAGCAAAUUAUCCGAGUUAAAGGAACCGAACAAGUGCCUAUUCUUUUGGUUGGAAAUAAAUGCGAUUUAGCUCAUCAAAGACAGGAUGUUGCAGUAUACUUUAAGACUUCAUUCGUUCUAUGCACCCUA